AGUAUCCUGGACCUGGAAGAGAAUUGUGCGUUAAAGACAUAGCGCACCAUUCUAGAAUUCCCCAGCAACUUGCUGCCCUCCCAGGGCUGUUGGCGUGGUGAUUGUGGAAGUCAAAGAAAUCCAGCGGCUGGCAUUCAGGCAAAGUCUCCUGAAAGAGCAGGUUUGAACUAAGGAUUUCGUUAAUGGCUUACGACUCUGUUGGAAACGACAGGGGUUCUGGAGAGGCAGCUUGGCUUAUGCAUCAGCAGAUGCAGUCGAAUCCUAAAUCAGCCUGGCCUUCAACUUACAACUCGGAAAACAACAACUGGAAUAGCGCAAUGGACUCUACACCUUAUUCUGGAUAUCCACCGAACUAUUGGUAUCCCCAGUCUCAUUCAACGGGGCCUUACGGAAACGCCUAUCCUCCUGGCACUGAUGUCAACGGACAACCGCCGUAUAACGGCCAGCCAAUGUCAGCCUAUCCCAAUGGAGUCUAUAAUCCAGGACAGUACUCGACGGGUAUUCUACACCCUUCCAACCCGUUCUACUGCGGCGAUCAGAUGCCUCCCCGACAACCCCAAUAUCACAAUCAGGGCUGCCCAAACCGAAGCACAGGGGCAUCGAAUCAGCCCCCUUACCCUGUCCCACACUGUCAAGCGGCACCCGGAUACCCCCCUGCGUCUUACCCGCAUUAUGGGGAAGGGGGUCCUACAAUGCCCCAGAACCCUCCGUACCCCGCUCAGCAGUCUAUGCACCCGCGGCCCCAGGCGGAGGCCUGGUCUCAUCCCGGAGGAUAUGGGCCUUCCCCUCAACAGCAGUGGCAGCCCGGCUCCCAGACGCCUCACGGUCACUAUGGCAGCCACAUAAGACCGCCCCAUCCCCCGCCCUGGCAGGGUCCAGCCCCGCCCCCUUACGAACACAAGGAUCAGUCAUACCAUGGACAGCACCCCCAGAACCCGCAAGCUGGCCCCAAACCUCGGCCCGGCGCACCUAACCCACCGCAGGGCAAAGCCGACUUCAGCUCCCCUCCUCAGAUCUACACCAAAUGCACUGCCGGAGGAGGCGGCAAAGGAGCAGAACCUCGACCGGCCCAAGGAGAACCUCCUCCGGCUUCCACGCCGGGAGGGCCGGCUCCGGGCCCCCCGCUUAGCGACAACCCCGCCCUGGCCCGCGUCCAGCAGGUCUUAGCCCGGGUGGACCUCCUCCAGGAGGACGUGGACGAGUUUGUGGGUAAAAAAACGGACAAGAGCUACAGGUGCCUGGAGGAACUGCUCACCAAAGAGCUUCUGGAGCUGGACUCCGUGGAGACCAACGGCCAAGAGGGGGUCAGACAGGCCCGGAAAGAGGCCGUCCAGAGGAUUCAGGCCAUCCUCGACCGUCUGGAGAAGAAAGCCUUCUAAUUUUGGGGACGAAAGGUGGAUA
Molecule: messenger RNA, 1401 nt
Organism: Chanos chanos (milkfish)
Lineage: Eukaryota; Metazoa; Chordata; Actinopteri; Gonorynchiformes; Chanidae
Gene: bag4
Product: BCL2 associated athanogene 4
Exons: 5
Coding region: 183-1379 (398 amino acids)
Biological process (GO): protein stabilization
Cellular component (GO): cytosol; membrane; cytoplasm
Molecular function (GO): adenyl-nucleotide exchange factor activity; protein-folding chaperone binding
Source: RefSeq, a predicted model, not a curated record